Molecule: messenger RNA, 2630 nt
Organism: Hyaloscypha bicolor E
Lineage: Eukaryota; Fungi; Ascomycota; Leotiomycetes; Helotiales; Hyaloscyphaceae
Product: putative transcription factor TDA9
Exons: 3
Coding region: 170-2431 (753 amino acids)
Biological process (GO): regulation of transcription by RNA polymerase II; DNA-templated transcription
Cellular component (GO): chromatin
Molecular function (GO): RNA polymerase II cis-regulatory region sequence-specific DNA binding; zinc ion binding; DNA-binding transcription factor activity, RNA polymerase II-specific
Source: RefSeq, a predicted model, not a curated record
CAUGAACGUCCUGCCGACGGCAUCAUCGUCGCAGAUGAGGAAAUCGUCGCUGCCGGAGAAGAAGUACAAGUGCCAGUUCUGCAACCGCGCCUUUUCGAGGAGCGAGCAUCGCAGCAGACACGAGAGAUCUCGUAAGUAACAAUACACCAAGGAGCGCCCUUUCAAGUGCAUGAAGUGUAGAAGUACCUUCGUGCGACGCGAUCUUUUGCUUCGACAUGACCGAACGGUGCACGCCAAAGACGGGGGCAUCCCUCUCCACAGCGACGUGAAGCGACGAGCAGGUCCCAAGCCCGGCCCCAUGUCCGGCCCCUCAAAGUCGGCCAUCGCCAUCGAUACAUCAGCCCUCGAGCAGAUCGAGGCCAGCAGCGAUGGAAUGGUUGAUCUCGAGACGGCGGCGAUGUUGAUGACCGACCUCCACCACAAAGCAACGGCAGCCAUGCGCAACGCGGGCGUCGAGCCACACGAGAACAGACCUGGAAUGGCUUUCUCGCAUGGCGCGGCACUCAUGGAGCCCUCCGUCACGUACCCUCACGGAGCCAUCUCGCUCCCCCAGGUGCCGUGGGAUCAAUUCAUGCCGCAGUCGGUCACAGAGCCCAAGUCUCACUCCAUCGCUUCCGCAGCCUCCGGUUCCCAGGAGUCGCAGACCUCAUUCACGACAGCCAGCUCGAUGCAGAAUCACCCCAACCAGCUACCUCCCAUCAAUAAGUCGGCCGCCUCCAACUAUAACGGCCUUGUGCCUGCUCUGCAAUCGAUGAUCAACUCGUUGCCUCCCUCGGGAACCGCCACGCCAAGCCAGCAGUCGCCCUCGCAGCAACCCCGCACUGGCGAACAAUCCCUGAAAGCACCUCAGGUACUCAACGACGAUGAGCGCAACAUCAUUCUGGACAACAUUCGCAGAAAUGACGGUGAGCGCGCAAUCCCCGAGAGUUUCCGUCUGCCCGGUCUGGCCUCGCUGAACAGAUAUUUGUCGACUUACUUCGGCCUCUUCCAUCACCAUCUGCCGCUCUUGCAUCCAGCUUCCUUCAAGCCGACCGAGGUCUCUUCGCCACUCUUGCUGGCCGUCCUGUCAAUCGGUGCAUUAUAUGCCUUUGACCAAGAUCAAGCGUAUGUGCUCCACAUCGGCUCCAAGGUUCUCGUCAACCAGUUCUUGCAGAACAAGGAGAACUUCAGCUCGCGAAAGUGCCCGCUAUGGACCAUGCAAAGCUCGCUGCUUAACAUGAUCUUCGCCAGCUGGAGCGGUGAUCCAAAGGGUCUUGAAUGGGCUUGCUCAAUCAAGAGUCUUCUCGCAAACAUGGUCGCUGGUAAUCGUUACGAGCUCAAGCUUCGAACGGAAGCUCGUGACGGUGCCUGUCCUACUCGGGCUGAGUGGGUUGAGGAUGAAGGUUGCCGACGAACGUACUACGCCGUCUACAUCUUCUUUGGUCUCUUGACUUUGACCUACAACCACACUCCUGCAAUCAGCUUCAAUGAAUUUGAAGAUCUCCAACUGCCUUCAACCGAGGCCAUGUGGAAUCUGACUGUCGUCGACGAAGAAGCUUGGCCAGAACAGCUCAAGAACUGUCAAGCUCCUUCCUUCAUGGAUGCUCAUGACAACCUCUUCCAAGGAGAAUCCUUACGCUACAGUGCUUUUGCCACUCGCGUCAUGAUUAACGCCCUCUUCCUCGAAGUUUGGUAUCACAAGCGCAGUCCAGAGGCUUUGCAAGAUGUUGUUACGGAAUACAAGCUUCGCCUGGCCCUGGAGACCUGGGAGAAAUCACUCGAGCUUUGUGAACCUGAGAGCGUUUCCGUUCCUCUCAGCGCCCCUCACAAAGGUCAUCCCUUAAUCUUCAAUGCCAUGGCCAUGUUCCGCAACGCUCGUGCCCGUCUCGAGGUGGAUCUCAAAUCGAUUCAAGAAGCUCUUCGUUACCAUGACUCGUACGAAGUUGCCGCCGCCAUGUCGAAUGCCAGAGACAAGGUCAAGCGAUCCAGCGAGAUGAUCAAGGUCAUCCAAGAAUGCUACAACUGCAUUGAAACUGCAGCUCGUCAAGGCAUUCGCUGGGUCGCCCGCACGUCUGCCACCAACUGGAGCAUCGAGCACCCGCUUUGCGGUCUUGAUCUCAUGGUCAUCCUCAGCCUUUGGCUCUAUCGUCUGGAACAUGACGAAGAGCCCGCCACUGACGAGGAAAUGGUCAUGUACAACAAGUUGCGGGAUCUCCUGGAUGACGACCAUGUUGAGAUUUAUGGCUCCAAGCUUAGCUCAACUGUCGCUCGUCUUUGGGGUUCCAUGCUUGAUGAGGUUGUUGUCUGGGGAAUCACCAAACUCAUGGGCGACUCCUUCCGUCUCCACUCUCAGGCUCUCAUCGGCUACGAAGACGACAUCGAAGUCUCCGACGUCUCUACUCCCUCGAUGAUCUCGCAGGGCGCAGAUGACAACGAAGACAGCGUGUACUAAAAAUUGCUAUUCUUCCUUUUUUAACGAGCUCCAUGAUUUCCUUUGUUCUCUCCUAAAUUACAUAGACUCUGAUAUCCCUCUCAUCUCCUUCAUCUCCUUACAUCAUCUCCUUUGUCAUUGCAUAUAGCGUUUUACAGGUUGGAUUUGGCUUCAGGGUAACGGGCAACAAUACGGGGCUGGUCUGGUUCGGUUGGCUUGG